UGAUACUUCACAGACACUUCAACAUGGGGAAAGCGUCGAAAGCCACGAAAAAGUUUCAGAACAAGCACUUGAAGCACACGAUCGAGCAUCGUCGUGAGGUGCAGAAGCAGAACAAGAAAAUGGCCCAGAGGAGAGGCAAGGGAAACGGACCUGCAGAGCCCAAAGAGAAGAAAUCCACGAGACCCAUUUUCGAUGACAUGCCCGUAGACAAGUUCUUCGAGGGCGGCUUCGAGGUCCCCAACCCCAAAAAAGGCACUGACGCCGCGAAAAACGAGGGUUCUGCCGAGGGCUCGGGCGCCAGCGCCGACGACAGUUCAGAUGAGGGCUCCGACAUGGACCCCGAAAUUGAAUCUGACCAGGAAGAAGCCGGUCAGGAGGCCAGCGAGGGCGAGUCCUCAGACGAAGAGGACGAAGAGAUGAUGAAGCAGGAUAUGGCCGAGUUGGAAAACAAGGACCCGGAGUUCUACAAGUACUUGAAAAACAACGAAAAGGAGUUGCUUGACUUCGAGGGAGUCAACCCGCUAGACGCCAUGUCCGACGACGGCGAAGGAUCGGGCGACGAGUCUGGCGAAGAGGCAAGCGACGCCGAGGAGGAAGUGGAGGCUGCGCCGGCCAAACAGAAGAUAGAUAUCUCCAAGGCGCUCGUGGCCAAAUGGGACAAGCAAUUGAAGGAGCAGCCCAAGGCCAAGACCAUCCAGAACGCGAUCUCUGCUUUCAAGAGCGUGGUGUACAUCAACUCGAGCGACAAGAACGAGUCCCGAUAUAGCUUCAACGACCCGGACGUGUUCUCCGACUUGAUGUUUGUUGGCUUGAGACGCGUGCCGGAGGCCGCGCAGAAGUUGGCCCCGUACAAAGUCAACCUGAAGGACGUGCGGUCCGUCGACGCCAAGAACGCCCAAACGCGUGUGGUCAGCCGCUUGUUGAAGAGCCAGGCCGGGGCGUACAUCACGCUUUUACAGGACAUCACCAACACGGAGACUGCGGCGUUGGUCUUGGCUUCUGUGCAAGAGGUCUUGCCUUUCUACAUCUCGCAGAGAAAGAUCCUUAAGCAGAUCUUAGGUUCUGUGGUGGACGUGUGGGCGUCCACGACCAACGUGGAGACUCAGGUGUCCACUUACGCCUUCAUGAACAACGCGGCCAGAGAGUACCCCAAGUCCACGUUGGACAUCAUCUUGAGAUCUUCGUACUCGUCGUUCUUGAAGAACUGCAGAAAGACCAACGUGCACACCAUGGACUCUCUCAACUUCGCCAAGAACUCGGCCGCAGAGCUCUUUGGCAUUGACGAGAACUUGUCGUACUCCAUUGGCUUUGAGUUCGUGCGCCAGUUGGCCGUGCACUUGCGGAACACCAUCUCGUCCACCAGCAAUGUGUCGGAGUCCUCGGGCAAGGACGCGUACAAGUCCAUCUACAACUGGCAGUUCUGCCACUCGUUGGACUUCUGGUCCAGAGUGUUGGCCAAGCAGUGUGACCCCGAGAAGGAAUUGGUGUCGCAUAAGUCCCACGAGUCCCCCUUGAGACCGUUGAUCUACCCGUUGGUCCAGGUCACUUUGGGCGCCAUUCGCUUGAUCCCCACCGCACAGUUUUUCCCCUUGCGCUUCUACCUCAUCCGCUCAUUGAUCAGAUUGUCGCAGGGCACGGGCGUGUACAUCCCGAUCUACCCGUUGAUCUUCGAGAUCUUGACGUCCACCGCGUUCUCCAAGCCCCCAAAGAACGUGUCCUUGCCGGCCGUGGACUUCAACUACAUCAUCAAGGUGAACCAGCAGUACUUGGGCACGCGUGCAUACCAGGACGGCUUGUGCGAGCAGUUCCUCGAGUUGACCAGCGAGUUCUUGGUGUUGUACUGUAAAUCCAUUGCCUUCCCCGAGCUUGUCACGCCGGUGAUCUUGUCGCUCCGCCGGUUCAUGAAGAAAUCCAAGAACAUCAAGUUCAACAAACAGAUGCAGCAGCUUGUGGAGAAACUCAACUCCAACGCCAACUAUAUAACGGCCAAGAGAAGCGGCGUCGAGUACGGCCCGCUGAACAAGGCAGAGGUCCAGGCGUUCCUCAAGGAUGAGAAGUGGGAAUCCACGCCAUUGGGCCAGUAUGUGGUUGUCCACAGAAACGCCAGGGAGGAGAAGGCCAGAAUCUUGAAGGAAGCGGUGAUCGAGGACGAGAAGGCCAAGCAGAAAAAGAAGACUGCGGACAUCGAGAUGGAGGACGCCAUUGAGGCUGAAGAUGACGAGGACGUUCAGCUCGACGAUGGCGAGGACGAGGACGAGGAGUAACGGGGCACCGGGGCCCACGAGUAGUACUACGACGUUUCAACAUAGAUAUGCCAAAGUGACAUCAAUAAAUAAUAAGAUCCGAUUUCUUCUCCAUCACGGAUCGAUUGGGAUGAAGUUGCCCACUAUGCAGCUGGGAAUGUUAUACCGGUCUCUUCGGAUGGUGAAGCUGAAGCAACAGCUUUUCCUCUUGCGCCCGUCUUUUGUACGAAGAUUGCAGCUUGUGAGCACAGCUUUCUGGCCCUUGUCAAAGGCAAUGGCACCGUACUUCUCCCAGAAGUUCACAGCGCUUUCUUCGCUCAUCAACUCAUAGAGUGCUAGUUUACCGUCUUUCAAGUCAUCUGUUAUCACUCCAACCA
This is a messenger RNA of Metschnikowia bicuspidata var. bicuspidata NRRL YB-4993, 2620 nucleotides long. RefSeq names its product mRNA-binding ribosome synthesis protein (gene NOC2). Gene Ontology annotation, biological process: ribosomal large subunit biogenesis. Gene Ontology annotation, cellular component: Noc1p-Noc2p complex; nucleolus; Noc2p-Noc3p complex. Lineage: Eukaryota; Fungi; Ascomycota; Pichiomycetes; Serinales; Metschnikowiaceae. The transcript has a single exon. The record is from RefSeq and is a predicted model, not a curated record. The coding region runs from base 24 to 2264 and encodes 746 amino acids.